Paraphaeosphaeria sporulosa is the source of this 1873-nucleotide messenger RNA. RefSeq lists its product as uncharacterized. Bases 185 to 1873 code for a protein of 562 amino acids. The record is from RefSeq and is a predicted model, not a curated record. The transcript is spliced from 2 exons. Lineage: Eukaryota; Fungi; Ascomycota; Dothideomycetes; Pleosporales; Didymosphaeriaceae.
UAACUUGGAGAAAGACUGCUUUUGGCGCGUGUCUGAUUGUGUUUUCUUGGAUUCCAGUUGACUGCACUGUUUAAGAAGCUGGGCUUCACUAGGCACCCUGCCGGACGAUUCACGACUCUACGAUUAAUGGGUACAUGAACACUACGGCCUUAUACCAACUCGAUAGAAGAAUAAAACGGCCAGAAUGAGCUCCUCAGUCCGUCUUUACGAACGCCUCGACCAGAUCCCGACUGAUCCCGAGGACGAGGAAUGCUUGGAGGAUGUCGUCGUGUGCGCAUUCGGAGCUUUCGAGCGCUACUACGUGUGUUGGAAAACCAGAGGUGGCGCAUAUCGACAAGACGGCUACGACCUGCCGCCGGAUCUUGAAGAUUUCCUCUUCGCAAAGGCCGACAAGCGAGACUUUGCGAGCUUGCAAGUAGUAUUUGGGCGCGGAGAUGAGUUCUUCGCGUCGGAUCAAAAUGGGAAGCUCGAAUUCAAAGAACCGGAGCCCGAGAAGAGGGAGCCUACGCCCGAAGAGCUGGAAGGAAAACGCGCGCUCAGAAGAUCAAGGACUAUGUCGUUCAUGCGACCGCGCUCCGACGAUAGCAGUAGGCAUAGUUUCCUGGACCUGGAAUCGCAGUCACCGGCGUCCAGUAGGAGAUCUUCGCUGAUGAAUGGACGGCCGCCGAGCUUAUCGCUCUCGUUUCGAUCGAAUUCGGACGCGUCGCUGCACACGCUGAACUCACAACCAGAGUCCCGACCACCGAGUGCGUCACAUACCAGACUAAGUUCUGAGUCAUCCCUAAGUUCCCAGCUGUGGUCGCGACCUUCAAGCGUGCAGUCGUCGAACCCUCCUAGGCUGUCCUCAGAUUCAGAUCUAAAGACCAGCGAGCAAACGAUUGAUUUUGAAGAGGAGAGACCAAUCGCACCCCCAGCAAUACCCUUGGGUGUUCAGUCGACGAAGAGACUUAGACCGCUUAGUUUGUCCUUCAAGGGCGGUCUUAUCCCGCGGAUACCGGAAGGAAAACAAGUCCCACAGGAGUCGCCUUCACCUCCAUCACCCUUGCCACCUGUACCUCCCAUGCCACAAGCUACUACACCCAUAGCGACACCUGCAAAGCUAUGGACAGCAAGGUUUGCGUCGGCACCUUCUUCGGACCCAUCUUCAAUAAGGCCUCUGCAACUUGAACAGCGAACAGACGACCAAGCGCCGUCAACACGAUCUACCUCACCGCCAUUCCAACUAACAGAGCAAACCGAAUCACACAUACCAAUCGAAGAUUCGCCUCCCACGCUGUCGUUGGAAAACAUUAGCAUCACCACUCGAACAUCCCCGGACAGAACACCUCCACCACCAUUAUCUCUACAAAUCAGUACCUCAAGCGUGAACACCACGCCAAUUUCGCCAUCCGCUGCUCCCUCCCUUGGCGCUCCACCCUCUCCAUCCGCCCUCUCCAUACAGAUAAUCAGCACCGCCGCGCAAACAGUCCCGCAAUCUCCCACUCGGGUGCCCACGUCCAAGACCGUCGACCCACCUCCACCGCUCCUCUCAACACACUUCGCCGCCCUCUCGACCACACCAAUCUCCCCUUUCCCGCCAGACCUCCGUCUGGAUACCCGCAUCGAGACCGCCGCAUCCCUCCCCGCACACACCUACAGCUCCAGCACCGCCUCGUCCACAUUCGACUUCGCGACGCCGCACGACGACCACCAGCAAGCCUACUUCGACCCCCCGCCCGUCUUCAUGGGCCGCAUGAUGGAGUACUACAGCAAGCCGGGGUACCAGCUGGGACAGAGUCUGUUCGGCGGGUAUCACGCGCGAGAAGUGCUGGUCGAGGGGGAAGGGGAGGACGGGUUGACGGAGUGGGAGAGGGCGAACGGGGUGGGGUAUUGA